Photinus pyralis (common eastern firefly) is the source of this 535-nucleotide messenger RNA. RefSeq names its product small nuclear ribonucleoprotein F (gene SmF). Gene Ontology annotation, molecular function: RNA binding. NCBI's taxonomy places the organism in Eukaryota, Metazoa, Arthropoda, Insecta, Coleoptera, Lampyridae. The transcript has 2 exons. Gene Ontology annotation, biological process: spliceosomal snRNP assembly; mRNA splicing, via spliceosome. Gene Ontology annotation, cellular component: U1 snRNP; catalytic step 2 spliceosome. Bases 142 to 408 code for a protein of 88 amino acids. The record is from RefSeq and is a predicted model, not a curated record.
AUGUAGGAACAUUAGCCACCGUUCUGGCAACGUUGCUAGCCGGUCAGACAUACACCGAAAAACGUUGCUUUGUGAGGUUAUGUCAAUUUUUUCAUGAAAACCGCUAUUUCAACUCGAGGAAGUAAAUAAAUACCUUCAAGGAUGUCUACUGCUAUGCCAAUUAAUCCCAAACCUUACCUGAAUGGUUUAACAGGUAAAGCGGUGAUGGUAAAAUUGAAGUGGGGCCAAGAAUACAAGGGGUACUUGGUUUCUGUGGAUGGCUACAUGAAUAUUCAAUUAGCCAAUACAGAAGAAUAUAUCGACGGAACAUUUACAGGUAAUUUGGGCGAAGUAUUAAUACGAUGUAAUAAUACCUUAUACAUUCGUGGCGCUGAGGAAGAUGACGAAGAGGGUGAAAUGAGGGACUAAUUUAAUUUAUAUUGUAAAGACGGAAAGCACUUUUCUUUUUCUAAUGCAGUGUACAUUUGCAUUUUUGUAUUACUCUUACAUGAAAUAUUUGAUACUAUAAUAUGGAUAAUAGAUGUAUUUGUUUCUA